UUAUUAGACACAUUUCCUGCUACGCUGUCAGCCUGGAGCACACCUUUCCCACUACCUUACCAGUAGCUAACCUGAGGCUUACCUGUAUUUGACCUGUGGCUCAGCCAGGAGUGCAGAUGUACCUUUCUGUUCACUGCUUUCUGGGUUACUUUUUGGAUUCUCUGAACGUUGAGCUAUCUGGUGCUCAGGUGUAUACCUGACCAAACAGUUUUUCGUGUUACCUGUAGGUUAGUAGUAAGUUAACGCUAGGUUACCUGUGGUCCAGGUGUGUUUUCUGUCUCUGGGUUACCUGUCUGUUGGAGAGCCAUGGUUGGGUGUAGCUGGCUGUGGAGCCAUAGGAACUACCUCAUUAUCUUCCUCACCCCACUUCUCCCUCCUGCCUCUGCCUCUGCUCACCCCCACCACAGGCUAAGUGUGGCUAUGCUAUCAUCCUGAUGGCACUGUACUGGUGUACAGAGUGUAUGCCCCUGGCUGUGACUGCCCUACUGCCUGUUAUCCUCUUCCCUAUGAUGGGCAUCAUGGAGUCUGGAGCAGUGUGUGUCCAGUACCUAAAGGACUCUAACAUGCUGUUCAUCGGUGGUCUGUUGGUGGCCAUCGCUGUUGAGAACUGGAAUCUUCACAAACGCAUCGCCCUCCGAGUACUACUAGUGGUGGGGGUACGACCGGCACUGCUGAUGUCGGGGUUCAUGGGUGUGACAGCCUUCCUUUCCAUGUGGAUCAGUAACACAGCCACCACAGCCAUGAUGGUGCCCAUCGCCCAGGCUGUGCUAGGACAGCUGUGUGCCACAGAGGCCAGGCAGGAUGAGCGGGAGCUGCAGGUUGAAGGGAAAGACAACCAGGCCUUCGAACUGGACACGAAAGCACCCCAAAAAGAAGAGAUCAACACCAAACAGGACCUCGUCAAGAUUCAGCAGGAUCAUAUGUACAAGGAUGAGGAGAGGGAUGCGGACUCACCUCUGGAGAGGAGAAGAAAAGAGAGAGAGUUGAAGUACCAGCUCUUGACUAAAGGGAUGAGUCUGAGUGUGUGCUACUCUGCCAGUAUCGGAGGCACAGCCACCCUCACUGGCACCACACCCAACCUCAUCCUCAAGGGACAGGUGGACGAGCUCUUCCCAGGUAAUGGCGAUGUGAUCAACUUUGCGUCGUGGUUUGGCUUUGCCUUUCCCAACAUGGUCAUCAUGCUUAUCCUGUCCUGGCUCUGGCUGCAGUUCAUGUACAUGGGCUUCAACAUGAAGAAGUCAUUUGGCUGCGGGAAGAAGAACGAGGGAGACAAGGAGGCGUUCGCAGUGAUGAAGGAGGAGUACAGGAAGCUGGGGAGCGUGACCUUCGCCGAGGGGGCUGUGCUGACCAUCUUUGUCCUGUUGGUGGUGAUGUGGUUCACCAGAGAACCAGGCUUCAUGCCAGGCUGGGCCACUGUACUGUUUAACAUGGAUGGAGCGUUUGUGACAGACGGGACUGUUGCCAUCUUCAUGUCCUCGCUCUUCUUCAUUAUCCCCUCAAGGCCGUUCUGCCGUGGGAGUGCUGAGGAAGAGGAGGGAGAGGCUGGGGAGGAAGGUAAGAAGAAGCAAAAGGCCCCAGCUGCUCUGUUGAACUGGCAAGUGGUCCACGAACGCAUGCCCUGGAAUAUCAUCCUAUUGCUGGGAGGAGGUUUUGCUUUGGCCAGCGGUAGCGAGGCAUCUGGUCUGUCUCAAUGGCUGGGUGAGAGUCUAGCUCCUCUACAGUCCAUUCCUCCCUUCGGUAUCUCUCUGCUACUCUGUCUGUUGGUGGGGACCUUCACUGAGUGCUCCAGCAACACAGCUACUACCACACUGUUCCUGCCCAUACUGGCCUCUAUGGCCACAGCUAUUGGGCUGCAUCCUCUGUACGUGAUGCUGCCCUGCACCAUCUGUGCCUCGUUGGCUUUCAUGUUGCCUGUGGCAACACCUCCCAAUGCCAUCGUCUUCUCCUAUGGAAAUCUCAAAGUCAUGGACAUGGUGAAGGCAGGCUUCAUGCUGAACAUGAUCGGGAUCCUGACCAUCAACCUGGGCAUCAACACCUGGGGAGACGCAAUGUUCCAGCUCAGCACCUUCCCUGACUGGGCCAACAUCACACAUGGGAUCAAGCCCUGAGAGGGGGGGGAGAGAGAGGCGGGAGGAAGGACGAGGAUGGAGGGAGGAUUUUGAUAUGAGCACCAAAGAGCGCAAGGGAGGGAGAGAGAGAGGCAGGCAGGCAGACAGUACCAGUCAAAAGUUUGGACACACCUACUCAUUC
This is a messenger RNA of Salvelinus sp. IW2-2015, 2250 nucleotides long. NCBI's taxonomy places the organism in Eukaryota, Metazoa, Chordata, Actinopteri, Salmoniformes, Salmonidae. The record is from RefSeq and is a predicted model, not a curated record.